UUGUUGUGUUUGGAAUAUGAAGGCUGAGCUUAAGGAGAAGCUUGCUAGAAUCUAUGAUGUUAAGGACCCCAACACCGUGUUUGUGUUCAAGUUCCGCACCCAUUUUGGAGGUGGCAAAUCCACUGGUUUUGGUUUGAUUUAUGACACUGUUGAGAAUGCUAAGAAGUAUGAGCCUAAGUACAGACUUAUUAGGAAUGGACUUGAUACUAAGGUUGAAAAGUCAAGGAAGCAAAUGAAGGAAAGAAAGAAUAGGGCAAAGAAGAUCCGUGGAGUAAAAAAGACCAAGGCUUCUGAUGCUGCCAAGGCUGGAAAGAAGAAAUGAGUUUUCAAACAUCCCGGUUCUGUUUUUAAGAUUCUUGUGGUGUUGGAAUUUUGUAAUGGCUAUUUUAUUUUAUAGAUUCCUAGAUUGAGAUGUUUCGGUAAAUGCCCUUAUCUUUUUGGCUCUUAAAUUAUUAAUGUUCAGUUACAACUUAAGAUUUAGGAGAACUCAGUUGAUAACUUACGGCUGUUUUCAAAUGUUUGCUAGACUGUGAUUAUGAAUUCCUAUGGUGCUUGAAAAUUUGACGGAUCAAUCACUUAUUUUA
Arachis duranensis is the source of this 584-nucleotide messenger RNA. Its product is annotated as 40S ribosomal protein S24-1. Gene Ontology annotation, molecular function: structural constituent of ribosome. Lineage: Eukaryota; Viridiplantae; Streptophyta; Magnoliopsida; Fabales; Fabaceae. Gene Ontology annotation, cellular component: ribosome. The coding region runs from base 17 to 322 and encodes 101 amino acids. The record is from RefSeq and is a predicted model, not a curated record. The transcript has 3 exons. Gene Ontology annotation, biological process: translation.